Molecule: messenger RNA, 2403 nt
Organism: Phlebotomus argentipes
Lineage: Eukaryota; Metazoa; Arthropoda; Insecta; Diptera; Psychodidae
Product: ATP-binding cassette sub-family F member 3
Exons: 3
Coding region: 221-2320 (699 amino acids)
Molecular function (GO): ATP hydrolysis activity; ATP binding
Source: RefSeq, a predicted model, not a curated record
GGUAAGAAAUUGUCACGAUCGUGAUUGCAUGUGAAUUUGUAGGAUAAAAAUUAUCAAUUUUCUAGCUACAUUUUUCUAUUUAUUGUGUGUUGAAAUAUUUCUCGUAUUUAUUAGUACCCAAAUACCCGAAAAGCGGUAUCUUUCCAUUACUACCAGACGGAUGAUGAUUAAUUGUUUGACCGAUAUCUAAAGGAAUUUCACAAGAUAGAGAAAUAGCAAAAUGGGGAGUUACAAGGAGAUCCUCUGCCAGAGAUUCCCCCUCAUCGAUUCCGUUGUAGUGCAGUACGUAGAAGAAGUGAUGGAGGGCAAUGAUGACUUCGCCACCGGGAGUGAUGUCUACGAUGCUGUGGGAGAGGUGUUGCACGAGCUGGCGCGGGAUAAGUCCGAGGACGACAUCAGGGAGAUCUGCCAGCUGCUGUACAACAAGGUGUCUCUGUCCGGAGGCAAUGCCUAUCAGGGCAGCGAGAAGAAGAUUCUGGAUGCACCGGUGCAACUGGAAGAGAUGGCCAAUAGGGACAUUGACACAAUGAAGGACAUUAACAGCAUAUGGAUGAUUGAGAAGGGCGCUGGGAAUAUGAAAGUGAAUGCGAGAAAGUUGGAGAAAGCCGAGGCGAAGUUGCAGCAGAAGCAGGAGAAGCGCCAAGACUCAAAGCCCGCUAAACCACCACCUGUAGAACUAAUGACAGCCUCUGCAUCUCAAAUGAUUAGUAAGAAAGACAACAAGUUGGCGGCAAAGGGUGUGGGCAGGAAUAUGGACUUUAAAAUUGAGAACUUUGACAUUUCCUUCGGUGAUAAAGUCCUUCUUGUGAAUGCCGACUUAAAUCUGGCCGCCGGCAGGCGAUAUGGCCUUGUGGGGAGGAAUGGCUUGGGUAAAACCACACUCUUGAGAAUGAUUUCCAGUGGACAACUACAAAUCCCGCCUCAUAUUACUGUUCUCCAUGUGGAACAAGAAGUCGUUGGCGAUGACACUCUGGCGCUAGAUAGUGUUCUAGAGCAGGACACGGUCCGAACGAAUUUGUUGAGAAGAGAGAAGGAAUUAUUGGCUACAGAGGCUACAGAAGAGUUGGCGGACAUUUACCGGCAAUUGCAGGAAAUUGAGGCAGACAAGGCGCCGGCCAAAGCAUCAGUAAUCCUCAGUGGUUUAGGGUUCACGAAAGAGAUGCAGAUUGCAGCCACGAAAACUUUCUCGGGAGGUUGGAGAAUGCGUCUGGCUUUGGCUAGGGCACUGUUUUCCACACCAGAUCUUCUUCUCUUGGACGAGCCGACGAACAUGUUGGAUAUUAAGGCGAUUAUCUGGCUGGAGAAUUAUCUCCAGACCUGGCCAAACACUCUCAUUGUGGUUUCCCAUGACAGGAACUUCCUGGACACGGUGCCCACGGACAUUCUCUACCUCCAUAGCCAACGAAUUGACCCCUACAAGGGGAACUAUGAGCAGUUUGAGAAGACCAAGACGGAGAAGUACAAAGCCCAGAAGAGAGAAUACGAUGCCCAGAUGGCCAACAGGGCUCAUGUACAGGAGUUUAUUGAUCGAUUCCGUUAUAAUGCCAAUCGCGCAGCCAGUGUGCAGUCCAAGAUCAAGAUGCUGGAGAAGUUGCCAGAGUUGCAGCCGGUGGAGAAGGAACCAGAGACGGUGAUUAAGCUACCCGAUGUGGAGCCUCUGAAUCCGCCAAUUCUCAUGCUGACAGACGUGGCGUUUGCCUACGAUAGACCUAUCUUCAAGUGUCUGAAUCUAAAUGCCGAUCUUCAGUCCCGGAUAUGUAUUGUGGGCGAGAAUGGAGCUGGUAAAACAACUCUGUUGAAGAUUAUUAUUGGCACUCUGGAUGCAACAUCUGGCAUUGUUUUCACAAAUCGCAAUCUCAAGUUCGGCUACUUCUCUCAGCACCAUGUGGAUCAGCUAGAGAUGAAUCUGUGCUGUGUGGAAGUGUUGCAGAAGGACUUUCCGGGAAAACCAGUGGAGGAAUAUCGUCGACAGUUGGGCAGUUUUGGCAUUUCCGGCGACCUAGCCUUGCAGUCCGUGGCAAGUUUGUCUGGUGGACAAAAAUCCCGAGUGGCUUUCGCGAAGAUCUGCAUGGCCAAUCCCAAUUUCUUGAUUCUCGACGAGCCCACCAAUCACUUGGACAUCGAGACCAUCGAUGCCCUAGGAAAAGCACUCAAUGUUUUUCAAGGCGGAGUCAUUCUGGUUUCUCACGACGCUCGCCUGAUCAAGAUGGUCUCGCGAGAGUUGUGGGUGUGCGGCAAUCAGGAUGUGAAGACCGUAGAGGGAGGCUUCGAGGAGUACAGAAAAAUCGUGCUGAAGGAACUCGAGGCAGCAGCCAGUUAAAUGCUGAGUAUGUCAAAUGUAAAUAUCCUUACAAUUGUCUAUAUGAACCCCUCUUUUUGCAUAAAGUCACGUGAUUAGAACAA